This is a messenger RNA of Cloeon dipterum, 801 nucleotides long. Its product is annotated as dorsal root ganglia homeobox protein. Gene Ontology annotation, biological process: regulation of transcription by RNA polymerase II. The coding region runs from base 38 to 589 and encodes 183 amino acids. NCBI's taxonomy places the organism in Eukaryota, Metazoa, Arthropoda, Insecta, Ephemeroptera, Baetidae. The record is from RefSeq and is a predicted model, not a curated record. The transcript has 3 exons. Gene Ontology annotation, molecular function: DNA-binding transcription factor activity, RNA polymerase II-specific; RNA polymerase II transcription regulatory region sequence-specific DNA binding.
GCUUGAUCAUCCCCGCAUUGUUCGCGCGGCAGCCACCAUGGCAGGACCGUUCUUGUCUCCCCUGCCAGGAGAUCUCCUCUCCGAGUAUAUGUUCGGACGCAGACGGCAGCAACGACGCAACCGGACGACAUUCACUCCACAGCAGCUGCAAGAGCUGGAGGCGCUGUUCCAGAAGACGCACUACCCUGACGUGUUCCUGCGCGAAGAGGUGGCCCUGCGGAUCAACCUGUCCGAAGCGAGGGUGCAGGUGUGGUUCCAGAACCGGAGAGCCAAGUGGCGGAAGCAGGCGCGCCUCCAGCUCCUGCAGGAUGCCUGGCGCAUGAGGUGCCUCGGCCUCGGAGCGCCGCCCCUUCUGCUUGGACAGCCGCCCCCGGGGGCGGCCGCCGAGAACGAGCCCACCAACCUCAGCAACAAAAUCGUCGACAACUACAGGGUACCUCAAAAGCCAAUUUGCGGCUACCCGUCGCAGCACACGGCCACGAGCAGACUUUCGCCAGCGCAAGCGACGUCGAGUGACGAGGAGGACGCGGUUGCCGAGAGACUCAAAGUCAGUCCCGCUCCUCCGCCAACCACAGUGGUCUCCACCUAAUUAUGUUGCGUGUGAUCUCUUUGGGUAUAAAAACAGACGAAUCCCCUCUCUCUGCUAUUCAAUCGACUGUAUAGAUGUACAAUAAUUAAUUAGGCAAGCGAAUCAAGUUGACUAGUGAUUUCCACAUUAAAUUUGUUUCUUUGUCCACUCUUACCUGGAAUAUAAUGUAUAUCAAAAUGUAAAAUAAAUGUUUAAACGUAAUAUAAAGCGGA